Ichthyophthirius multifiliis is the source of this 636-nucleotide messenger RNA. RefSeq lists its product as hypothetical. The transcript is spliced from 3 exons. NCBI's taxonomy places the organism in Eukaryota, Ciliophora, Oligohymenophorea, Hymenostomatida. The record is from RefSeq and is a predicted model, not a curated record.
AUGUAAUCAUUAUCCGAUAUAGAUAUUUCUCCUCUAAAUUCAGAUAGAAGAUAUAUCCGAAAAACAGUAACAGUAAUUCCUACUUAUGUAGAUACUAAUGCAGUAGUGAAUCCAAAAUCAAGAAAAGGAUGGAGAGAAAGUACAAACUAAUUAUAAGAUUUAUUUACUGCCAAAGAUGAAGAAAUAGAAUAUUGGAAAAAAUAAUGUGAAUAAUAAGUUUAUACGGUUACUGAAUAAUUAUAAAUUGUUAAUGAUAAUGUUAUUUAAUAUAAAGAUGAAAUUGAAUAAUAUAAAUUAGAUAAUCUUCAAAAAAAUGAAAUGUUUAGAUGAAGCGAAAAAUACUAUAGAUUGUAAGAAUUAAGAAAUCGAGGAACUAAAAAAAUGGUUUUUUAUUUUUCAAUAUUUUUUUUUAUAUUUUUGUGUAAAAAGUAUUGAUGAAAGUAAUUAGAAGAUUAAUUAAUUAAAAGAAUAAAAUAAUUAAAUUAAUAGCGAAUAAAAUAAAAUUUAAAGUAUAUUAUAAAAUUAAAUUUAAGAAAAUGAAAGCAAUAUUGUAGAGCUAGAAUUAAAAUUAUAAGAUAUUAUUGCUGAAAAUGAUAAAAAUAUUGAAGUAAUUUCAAUUAAAGAUAAAGUUCUUCA